Molecule: messenger RNA, 1215 nt
Organism: Syngnathoides biaculeatus (alligator pipefish)
Lineage: Eukaryota; Metazoa; Chordata; Actinopteri; Syngnathiformes; Syngnathidae
Gene: kcnj6
Product: potassium inwardly rectifying channel subfamily J member 6
Exons: 2
Coding region: 1-1215 (404 amino acids)
Biological process (GO): regulation of monoatomic ion transmembrane transport; potassium ion import across plasma membrane
Cellular component (GO): plasma membrane
Molecular function (GO): inward rectifier potassium channel activity
Source: RefSeq, a predicted model, not a curated record
AUGGAGCAGGAUGUGGAGAGCCCAGCCAUCAGCGGACAUUCCAAGUUCCUCAAGCCGGCCGGCAAGGACCUGCCCAAACAGCUGGCGGCGAUGGACCAGGCCCGGAAAGUCCAGCGCUACGUCCAGAAAGACGGCAAGUGCAACGUCCACCACGGCAACGUGCGCGAGACGUACCGCUACCUGACGGACAUCUUCACCACGUUAGUGGACCUCAAGUGGCGCUUCAAUCUCUUCAUCUUUGUCCUGGUGUACACGGUCACGUGGCUCUUCUUUGGCUUUAUGUGGUGGCUCAUAGCGUACCUGCGGGGGGACCUUGACCACAUAGCGGACAACCUUUGGACUCCGUGCGUCAAUAAUCUUAAUGGGUUCGUGUCAGCUUUUUUGUUUUCCAUCGAGACAGAAACCACCAUCGGUUACGGAUACCGAGUCAUCACAGACAAGUGUCCCGAAGGGAUCGUUCUGCUCCUGAUCCAGUCCGUGCUCGGCUCUAUCGUCAACGCCUUCAUGGUGGGCUGUAUGUUCGUCAAGAUCUCGCAACCGAAGAAGCGGGCUGAGACCCUGGUGUUUUCCACCAACGCCGUCAUAUCCAUGAGGGACGGACGCCUGUGCCUGAUGUUUCGGGUCGGGGACCUUCGCAACUCGCACAUCGUGGAGGCCUCGAUCCGGGCCAAGCUGAUCAAGUCCAAGCAGACCAAGGAAGGGGAGUUCAUCCCCCUGAACCAGACGGACAUAAACGUGGGCUAUAACACGGGCGAUGACAGACUCUUCCUCGUGUCGCCGCUUAUCAUCUGCCACGAGAUCAACCAGAACAGUCCCUUCUGGGAGAUCUCACCAGCCCACCUGGCCAAGGAGGAGCUGGAAAUCGUGGUCAUUCUGGAGGGCAUGGUUGAGGCCACCGGCAUGACGUGCCAGGCCCGGAGUUCAUACGUGAGCAGCGAGAUCAAGUGGGGCUACCGUUUCACCCCCGUGCUCACGCUGGAGGACGGCUUCUACGAGGUGGACUACAACAGCUUCCACGACAUCUACGAGACCAACACCCCGGCUUGCAGCGCCCGCCAGCUGGCCGACAUGAACGGUCGCGGCCGCCUGCCCCUCACCUGGUCCAUGGCCAGCAAGCUGAGCCAGCAGGGCCUGGUGCCCGAGACCGAGCACCAGGACCCGCGGACUGAGCGUAACGGAGACGUUGCCAACGCCGAGACCGAGUCCAAAGUGUAG